Canis lupus familiaris (dog) is the source of this 5373-nucleotide messenger RNA. It is a transcript of the gene NDST1, whose product is annotated as N-deacetylase and N-sulfotransferase 1. Gene Ontology annotation, cellular component: Golgi apparatus. Gene Ontology annotation, molecular function: deacetylase activity; heparan sulfate N-sulfotransferase activity. Lineage: Eukaryota; Metazoa; Chordata; Mammalia; Carnivora; Canidae. Bases 536 to 3307 code for a protein of 923 amino acids. The transcript is spliced from 16 exons. The record is from RefSeq and is a predicted model, not a curated record.
CCUCCCUUCUGGGGAGGGAACUCGGCUGAGAGUAAUGCCAUUUGUCCUAGCUCUGGGAUUAGGUGUGGCCGCGUUAAGUGAAGAGUGUGUAGCCAUUAAAGGGAUGCAGUGAAGGGAAGCGGAGCCCAGCGCAGCUGCCGGAAGUCUGCCUUGGCCCCGAGGGCCCCACUGAGUGAGCGGCAUGUGGCAUCCCCGGGCCUCCCCAGAGUCCUUCAGCCCGCUGCCCAGCACCCUCAGGAGGCCCUGACGCCCUGGGGGCACUUCUGCUGUGCACAGGACCACGUGGGGCUUUGCCAUGGUGACAUAAAGGGGCGCGGAGGAAGGAAGGAGCGCGACCGGCCUGCGGACUGUGCCCCUGGCUGGGAGGAAGGGCCGGGGGCCCGGAUCUUCCCCUCCUGCUGCCCACCGAGGGCCGUGCUUGCUAAGCGUCUGUGAAUUUGUUGGCCAGUGGACGACUCUGGUGUCUCCUCCUGCGUGGGGCCUGGGGGUGGCCAGGGCAGGCGGGCCCCCGGCGGCCGAGGUCUCGGGGGCCAGGAUGCCCGCCCUGGCGCGCCUCCGGAGGCUGUGUCGGCACGUGUCCCCGCAGGCUGUCCUUUUCCUGCUGUUCGUCUUCUGCCUCUUCAGCGUUUUUGUCUCGGCCUACUACCUGUAUGGCUGGAAGCGGGGCCUGGAGCCCUCGGCGGACGCCCCCGAGCCUGACUGUGGGGACCCACCCCCCGUGGCCCCCAGCCGCCUGCUGCCGCUCAAGCCCAUGCAGGCGGCCGCCCCCUCCCGCACGGACCCGCUGGUGCUGGUGUUUGUGGAGAGCCUCUACUCCCAGCUGGGCCAGGAGGUCGUGGCCAUCCUGGAGUCCAGCCGCUUCAAGUACCGCACGGAGAUCGCGCCGGGCAAGGGCGAUAUGCCCACGCUCACCGACAAGGGCCGUGGCCGCUUCGCCCUCAUCAUCUAUGAGAACAUCCUCAAGUACGUCAACCUGGACGCCUGGAACCGGGAGCUGCUGGACAAGUACUGUGUGGCCUACGGCGUGGGCAUCAUCGGCUUCUUCAAGGCCAACGAGAACAGCCUGCUGAGCGCGCAGCUCAAAGGUUUCCCCCUGUUCCUGCACUCCAACCUGGGCCUGAAAGACUGCAGCAUCAACCCCAAGUCCCCGCUGCUCUACGUGACGCGGCCCAGCGAGGUGGAGAAGGGCGUGCUGCCCGGCGAGGACUGGACGGUGUUCCAGUCGAACCACUCCACCUACGAGCCGGUGCUGCUGGCCAAGACGCGCUCCUCCGAGUCCAUCCCGCACCUGGGCGCGGACGCCGGGCUGCACGCCGCGCUGCACGCCACGGUGGUCCAGGACCUGGGCCUGCACGACGGCAUCCAGCGUGUGCUCUUUGGCAACAACCUCAACUUCUGGCUGCACAAGCUGGUCUUUGUCGACGCUGUGGCCUUCCUGACGGGCAAGCGCCUCUCGCUGCCUUUGGACCGCUACAUCCUGGUGGACAUCGAUGACAUCUUUGUGGGCAAGGAGGGCACGCGCAUGAAGGUGGAGGAUGUGAAGGCCCUGUUUGAUACGCAGAAUGAACUACGCACACACAUCCCAAACUUUACCUUCAACCUGGGCUACUCAGGGAAAUUCUUCCACACAGGUACUGAUGCUGAGGACGCCGGGGAUGAUCUGCUGCUGUCGUAUGUGAAGGAGUUCUGGUGGUUCCCCCACAUGUGGAGCCACAUGCAGCCCCACCUUUUCCACAACCAGUCGGUGUUGGCCGAGCAGAUGGCCCUGAACAAGAAGUUCGCUGUCGAGCACGGCAUCCCCACAGACAUGGGCUAUGCGGUGGCGCCCCACCAUUCGGGGGUGUACCCUGUGCAUGUACAGCUGUACGAGGCCUGGAAGCAGGUGUGGAGCAUCCGCGUGACCAGCACAGAGGAGUACCCCCACCUGAAGCCAGCCCGCUACCGCCGUGGCUUUAUCCACAACGGCAUCAUGGUCCUCCCGCGGCAGACAUGUGGCCUCUUCACACACACCAUCUUCUACAAUGAGUACCCUGGUGGCUCCAGUGAGCUGGACAAGAUCAUCAAUGGGGGCGAGCUCUUCCUCACCGUGCUCCUCAAUCCUAUCAGCAUCUUCAUGACACACCUGUCUAACUAUGGGAAUGACCGCCUGGGCCUGUAUACCUUCAAGCACCUGGUGCGCUUCCUGCACUCCUGGACCAACCUCCGGCUGCAGACGCUGCCCCCAGUGCAGCUGGCCCAGAAGUACUUCCAGAUCUUCUCCGAGGAGAAAGACCCGCUCUGGCAGGACCCCUGUGAGGACAAACGCCACAAAGACAUCUGGUCCAAGGAGAAGACAUGUGACCGCUUCCCAAAGCUCCUCAUCAUUGGCCCCCAGAAAACAGGCACCACGGCCCUCUACCUGUUCCUGGGCAUGCACCCGGACCUCAGCAGCAACUACCCCAGCUCAGAGACCUUUGAGGAGAUCCAGUUUUUUAAUGGCCACAACUAUCACAAAGGCAUCGACUGGUACAUGGAGUUCUUUCCUAUCCCCUCCAACACCACCUCCGACUUUUACUUUGAGAAAAGCGCCAACUACUUUGAUUCGGAAGUGGCGCCCCGGCGGGCAGCUGCUCUGUUACCCAAGGCCAAGGUCCUGACCAUCCUCAUCAACCCAGCGGACCGGGCCUAUUCCUGGUACCAGCACCAGCGCGCACACGAUGACCCAGUGGCCCUGAAGUACACCUUUCACGAGGUGAUCACGGCUGGGCCCGACGCGUCCUUGAAGCUGCGUGCCCUCCAGAACCGCUGCCUGGUCCCCGGCUGGUACGCCACCCACAUCGAGCGCUGGCUCAGCGCCUUUCAUGCCAACCAGAUUCUGGUCCUGGAUGGCAAACUGCUGCGAACAGAACCUGCCAAAGUGAUGGACACAGUGCAAAAGUUCCUUGGGGUGACCAACACUAUUGACUACCACAAAACCUUGGCGUUUGAUCCAAAGAAAGGAUUUUGGUGCCAACUGCUUGAAGGAGGAAAAACCAAGUGUCUGGGCAAAAGCAAGGGCCGGAAAUACCCAGAGAUGGACCUGGAUUCCCGCGCCUUCCUGAAGGACUAUUAUCGGGACCACAACAUCGAGCUUUCCAAGCUGCUGUACAAGAUGGGCCAGACCCUGCCCACCUGGCUGCGGGAGGACCUCCAGAACACCAGGAAAGAAUCGCUGAGUCCUACAGCAUCGACCCAGUCCUCAGGGCCUUCGUCGGGACCCUGGGGCGCUGCCGUGCCAUCGGACCCCGAGACCCAGGCCUCCUUACCCCUGUUCCUCACCCUGGGAUAGGACGUGUGGUAUUUCCUGUGGUAAAAGGCUGAGGCGGUUCAGGAGUCUGCCAGUAUCCAUGUCCCAAUGUACAUAUGUCCUCCCCAUGCCCACCCCCAACCUUGGCCCCUGGCAGACCCUGGGCAGAGUGGGUGAGCCUGCCACCCACGCCUUUGCCCCAGCUACCUGUGGCCAAGGGCUCCUCGAGACCCACCCCCAUUAACCCCCCAAAUACUAAGAAGCUAAAGUAUUUUAAUAUUUUGUUUUUUUUUUUUUCUUGGUGCCAGAGUUUAUACCCUGGGUGCUGGGGUCGCACUGUGUUAUAUAUAUAUAUAAUGUGUAUAUAUAUAUAUUAUAUUUUUUUUGGUUGGGUUUGUUUUUAAUUCAGUUGUACAAAAUGGUGGCAAGCCCCAGUGUCCUAUCUCAGUGCUAGAGAACGGGAUGGCAGGGAGGGGAGGGUGAGGUGCCCCUGGAAGAGGUCUCUGUUCCCUCCCCAAGUGUCGUGGCUGCCCUGGGGCUUCUGCAGCUGAACAGAGGUGGUGAGAUGUGCAGGGAAGACCUACUCUCUCCAGGAAACCUGGCUCCAUGAAGCGCAGUGACCCUGGAGGAACUUCGGCCAAAGGAAACAGCAGGGCUGGGGUGGGAGGCUGGGGGCCAAAGGCGGGCCUGUCCCCUCCCCCUCACAUGGUGCUAGGUUGGGAGCUGCCCUGGGAGCUGGGCUGCCCACUGGGACCCACAGAGCUGUCUCCAGGCCCCCUGCAGACCAUGGGAUCUCGGGGCUGUCUUCCGGUUAGGGUCUGCUCCUACCCCCUCCAUUAACAAUGUGAAGUGACUAAGGCUGGGCGCCUCUCCCCAGCCCCUCCCACUGCCAGUUCAGCUUCCAGCCGACAUCCAGGAAACCCUUUCUGGAGAGCCUUGUCUUGUGCAGAAGACUCUAGCAUCUUGGGGCUGGAAGGGUCCUUUGAUGGGUAUGGAAACAGGUCCAGAAAGGCGAGGCGGCCUCUCGGGCCAAAGUCUCGGAACUGGGUGCGAGCAGGGCCGAGAAUUGAACUCGAGGCUCCUGAUUCUGAGUCCAGUGCUCUUCUUCCAAUGCCACACUGCCUCUGAGCCCAUCCUGGGGACCCUGCUCUGUGCCAGGCUCCUGUCUCUCCCUCAGUCACCCCCGUGGUCAUUCCAGGAUAGGGGACAAACCACUCCUUCCCAGCCAGGGUGCCUUUGAGCCUUCUCAGUUCCUGGUCUGCGUGUGCAGUCCUGCCUUGCUCUCCCUGAGAGGUCCUCCCCCGUCUGCACGGGGCUGGCUCUGUCUGACCUCCGAAUUCGUCCCCUUGCCUCAAGUUCUUUGCCAGCGGUGGAGAAGAAAGGCGAGUACUCAGUGGGACAGCUGCAUGUGGGUUCAUGGUCUCCCGAGGGAAGCCUUCCCAUCGUGCUUCUCAUCGGGGCCUUUGAGCCUGAGAGCCCAGUGUCAACCCCGCAGGGGAUGAGGAACAGAGUGUCUGGGGACAGGGUGGCAUGCCUGCUUGUACACUCGGGAAGACUUGCCAGUGCCGUGGAACCAGACUCACAGAAUGGGGCAGCGACUUCCAUAGUGCAAACCCCGGGCCUCAUCUCCCGUCUUCUGGUGAAGGGCUUGGGCUCUGUGGCCUGUGCAGACCUUACAGCUCCCUCUGUGUCUGGACACCUGCCCCCAUCUCUGGGAGUUCAGAAUGGCUGGUGGGCGAGGAGCUCCAUUUCUCUUUGCCUCUGGCCCGAGGAAGGAGCAGGCAGGUUUGAGACCCCAUGGGAGUAAAGGAAAUAUUGGGGAAUGUUGUACGGGCCCUUCUGGGAGGCUGGGGUCUUGACCUGCCACAUGUUCUAUGUCUCUGUGGUCACUGCUACUUAUUCCCUUCCCACUAAUGAAUCUUGCUCGUGGACCCACUGCCAGGACCUGUAGAUAUUGGGGUGGGGGGACAGACAUAUCCCUCUAGGGGCUCAGCUUCUGAGCACACAGAUCCUCCUCAUGAGAGGGGCAAACCAGAGGGCAGUGGGUACAGCAUCUCUGCAUCUUCAAUGUUCACUAAUUCACUGUACUUGGCCAAAAAAAAGAGAAA